GAGCGGGGCGCGGCGCCCCGAGGAUGGAGAGAGCGAUGGAGCAGCUCAACCGCCUGACCCGCUCGCUGCGCCGCGCCCGCACCGUGGAGCUGCCCGAAGAUAAUGAAACGGCUGUUUAUACAUUAAUGCCAAUGGUUAUGGCUGACCAGCAUAGAUCUGUUUCAGAAUUAUUAUCCAAUUCAAAGUUUGAUGUCAAUUAUGCAUUUGGACGAGUGAAAAGAAGCUUACUUCACAUUGCUGCAAAUUGUGGAUCAGUCGAAUGCUUGGUUCUGCUGUUAAAAAAAGGAGCAAAUCCUAACUAUCAAGAUAUUUCAGGGUGUACACCCCUUCAUCUGGCAGCUAGAAAUGGUCAAAAGAAAUGCAUGAGUAAAUUAUUAGAAUACAGUGCAGAUGUCAACAUUUGCAAUAAUGAAGGACUGACUGCAAUCCACUGGUUGGCUGUAAAUGGAAGAACAGAGCUACUUCAUGAUCUUGUGCAGCAUGUCAGUAAUGUGGAUGUUGAAGAUGCAAUGGGACAGACAGCAUUGCAUGUUGCAUGCCAGAAUGGUCAUAAGACAACAGUGCAGUGCUUACUAGACAGUGGUGCUGAUAUCAAUAGGCCAAAUGUGUCUGGAGCUACCCCACUGUAUUUUGCUUGCAGUCAUGGCCAGAGAGACACAGCACAGAUUCUUCUUUUACGAGGAGCAAAAUAUCUGCCGGAUAAAAAUGGAGUUACCCCUCUGGAUUUGUGUGUACAGGGUGGCUAUGGAGAGACUUGUGAAGUAUUAAUUCAGUAUCACCCUAGGCUUUUCCAAACAAUUAUUCAAAUGACACAGAAUGAAGACCUUCGAGAAAAUAUGUUGCGACAAGUUUUGGAGCAUUUGUCUCAGCAAAGUGAAAGCCAGUACCUAAAGAUUCUGACAAGUCUUGCUGAAGUUGCAACAACAAAUGGUCAUAAGCUGCUUAGCCUGUCUAGCAAUUAUGAAGCACAAAUGAAGAGUCUCUUAAGGAUUGUGAGGAUGUUUUGUCAUGUCUUUCGAAUUGGCCCAUCCUCUCCCAAUAAUGGAAUUGAUAUGGGCUACAAUGGGAAUAAAACUCCAAGAAGUCAGGUGUUCAAGGUCAGAAAAGUAUAUGACGUUGUUAGGAAGAUAGACGUUAAAGAGAUGAAUUUCACAAAGCAUGCAUUCUUUAAUCAGAACCCUCAUGAACAGGACCCUUUGGAAUUGCUCUGGCACUCAUUAGAUGAAUGGCUAGUGUUAAUAGCCACAGAGUUGAUGAAAAACAAAAAGGACUCCACCAACAUCACCUCUAUUUUAUUGAAGCAAAAGGGGCCAGAUCAGCGAGAUACUACUUCCAUCCCUUCAUUCAGCAGUCCAGGAACUGGAAGCAGAGAAAAUCUAUCCAUUGACCCAGGGGAAUCUAAACCAGAUGAUGUUGCAGGGAAGCAGGAAGCUAGUGCGGAUUGUCAGGAUGUUAUCUCCAUGACAGCUAACCGGCUAAGUGCUGUCAUUCAGGCUUUUUAUAUGUGCUGCUCUUGUCAGAUGCCUCCAGGAAUGACUUCACCCCGUUUCAUAGAAUUUGUAUGCAAACAUGAUGAAGUUCUUAAAUGCUUUGUUAAUCGAAACCCCAAAAUAAUUUUUGACCAUUUUCACUUCCUCCUUGAGUGUCCUGAAUUGAUGUCAAGGUUCAUGCAUAUCAUCAAAGCACAGCCUUUUAAAGAUCGUUGUGAGUGGUUCUACGAACAUUUGCAUUCAGGGCAAUCAGAUUCAGACAUGGUACACAGGCCAGUGAAUGAAAAUGAUAUCCUGCUGGUUCAUAGAGAUUCUAUUUUUAGGAGUAGCUGUGAAGUUGUGUCUAAAGCAAAUUGUGCAAAGCUAAAACAGGGGAUUGCUGUGCGUUUCCAUGGAGAAGAAGGCAUGGGUCAAGGGGUUGUACGUGAGUGGUUUGAUAUUUUAUCCAAUGAGAUAAUUAACCCUGAUUAUGCAUUGUUCACCCAAUCAGCUGAUGGAACAACUUUUCAGCCUAAUAGCAACUCAUACGUCAAUCCUGAUCACUUGAAUUAUUUCCGGUUUGCUGGACAGAUCUUGGGUUUAGCUUUGAACCACAGACAGCUGGUCAACAUUUACUUUACAAGGUCAUUCUACAAGCACAUUCUUGGUAUUCCUGUAAAUUACCAGGAUGUGGCAUCUAUUGAUCCAGAAUAUGCAAAAAAUCUGCAGUGGAUACUGGAUAAUGAUAUUAGUGAUCUGGGUCUAGAAUUAACCUUUUCUGUUGAGACAGAUGUGUUUGGAGCAAUGGAAGAAGUGCCUUUGAAACCUGGGGGUGCAAGCAUUCUUGUGACACAAGACAACAAAGCAGAAUAUGUCCAGCUUGUUACUGAGCUCCGAAUGACAAGAGCCAUUCAGCCUCAGAUCAAUGCUUUCUUACAGGGCUUUCACAUGUUCAUUCCACCUUCCCUUAUACAACUUUUUGAUGAAUAUGAACUGGAGUUACUGCUUUCUGGUAUGCCAGAAAUUGAUGUGAGUGAUUGGAUAAAAAAUACAGAAUAUACCAGUGGCUAUGAAAGAGAUGAUCCAGUUGUUCAGUGGUUCUGGGAAGUUGUGGAAAGCAUAACUCAAGAAGAAAGAGUGCUUCUGUUGCAAUUUGUUACUGGCAGUUCCAGGGUCCCACAUGGUGGUUUUGCUAAUAUAAUGGGUGGAAGUGGAUUGCAAAAUUUUACAAUAGCUGCUGUGCCCUACACUCCAAAUCUGCUACCAACAUCAAGUACAUGCAUCAACAUGCUCAAGUUACCUGAAUACCCAAGUAAGGAAAUCCUUAAGGACAGGCUGCUUGUGGCAUUACACUGUGGAAGCUAUGGUUACACGAUGGCGUAAUGAAGUCUGGAAAACUCAUCUGACUACUGAGGCGUGAUUCAGAGUGGCAGAAGUCAUUUAGGAAACCAUCAACAGAGAAGCAGCCCAGGGGCAGGGCUGAUGUUUAAAAUUCCUAAAGGAUCUUUUUUUUUCUCCUUUCUUUCAUUGUGUGUUUGUUGAAGUUUGUGAUACAAUUACAGAAGAUUUUCAAUUGCAGUAGAUUUCAUUUGUAAAUAUAUAUAUUUACAUGUAUAUACAUAUACAUGUAUAUAGUUUUGUAUUUGAAAUAGCUCCUUUCCUUAUUCAUGUUGCCUUAAUCUGCACCAAAUGUAUUAAGUCUCAGUCCUGUUGUACAUUCCACUUCUGCCAUUUAAUUGUUAGGCUUCAGAAGAUGAUCUGUUUUUGUUUUUUCCAUUUUUACUCUCAAAUUGAAUCAUACCCAGACUCUCCCAGUCUUGUAUAUUUUGUUGCAUGCAAAGUGCCAUUUAUUUUUUUGAGAAAAAAACAAUAUAUAAAUGGGUUGAAUUUGAUUGUGUAUAAAGCCACAAAUAUGUAUUUUCUCACAUUGUAUCUAUAUUGCAAUGAUGUUUUUUAAGCUUUUUAAUAUUUUAAUAUAUAAAGUUAAGACCAGUGUCAUUGAUAAAUAGGUGAUGAAAUGACAUCUAAUUUACAUAUUAAAGUUUACACUAUAUUGGACUUUGUGUCUUAAUUGGUAAAUUUGCCCCUUGUAUAUAUCAUUUAUAUGCAUGCAUUUAUAGACAUAUAUGUUCUCAAAUCUCUUAUUCCUGGAUUUAGUUUUCAUUUGUAUUUGAGGUAGAAUUUAAAUGUAAAAUUUUAUCAUCAUUCUUUUAACCAGUCAUUUUUGUUUUUACUUAUGAAUUCUGAGGACAUACC
This is a messenger RNA of Vombatus ursinus (common wombat), 3725 nucleotides long. RefSeq names its product HECT domain and ankyrin repeat containing E3 ubiquitin protein ligase 1 (gene HACE1). The record is from RefSeq and is a predicted model, not a curated record. Bases 24 to 2852 code for a protein of 942 amino acids. Gene Ontology annotation, biological process: positive regulation of protein catabolic process; proteasome-mediated ubiquitin-dependent protein catabolic process; protein polyubiquitination. Gene Ontology annotation, cellular component: nucleus. The transcript has 24 exons. Gene Ontology annotation, molecular function: ubiquitin-protein transferase activity; protein binding. Lineage: Eukaryota; Metazoa; Chordata; Mammalia; Diprotodontia; Vombatidae.